Messenger RNA from Rosa chinensis, 594 nucleotides. RefSeq lists its product as uncharacterized. Bases 1 to 594 code for a protein of 197 amino acids. Lineage: Eukaryota; Viridiplantae; Streptophyta; Magnoliopsida; Rosales; Rosaceae. The transcript has a single exon. The record is from RefSeq and is a predicted model, not a curated record. Gene Ontology annotation, molecular function: nucleic acid binding.
AUGUCAAAUAGGGAGAUUAAGAGAAUUUUGGAAAAGACGGUCAACUCUUCUAGAAAGGAUUGGGCCAUUAAACAUGAUUAUGCUUUAUGGGCCUAUCAGACCGCAUAUAAGACUCCUAUUGGCAUGUCUCUUUUCCGUUUAUGCUAUGAAAAGAAUUGUCACCUUCCAGUCGAGCUUGAGCACAAAGCUAUGUGGGCUAUCAAAUUUUUGAAUUUUGACUUGGAAGCAAGUGGUGAGAAGCAGAAGCUUGAUCUUUGUGAGUUGGAGGAGAUUCGGGAAGAGGCAUACGAAAGUGCCAAAUUGUUUAAGGAGAAGACCAAGGUGAUACAUGACCGACACUUGGUGAAGAAGACAUUUCUUCCCAAGCAAAAAGUUCUCCUAUACAAUUCUAGGCUCAAGUUAUUUCUUGGGAAGUUGAGGUCUAGGUGGAGCGGUCCUUUUGAAAUAGUUGAAGUUUUCCCACAUGGCGCUAUAGCAAUCAAGAAUCUAAAUGGUGGAGAACUCUUCAAGGUAAAUGGGCACCGAUUGAAGCCCUAUAUGGACUCUACCGUUGACACUGAAGAGGAGGUGAUCAUCCUCCAAGAUGUUCCUUGA